This is a messenger RNA of Lolium perenne, 708 nucleotides long. The record is from RefSeq and is a predicted model, not a curated record. Lineage: Eukaryota; Viridiplantae; Streptophyta; Magnoliopsida; Poales; Poaceae.
CCAUACUCUACUUUGUUCGAUUGCCCGUUCGAGGAGGAUGAGGACAGCGAGCAAGCUGGCGGUGGCGUCGUGGCUGGUGUGGGCCAAUGUGAGGAGAUACCCGUGGUUGUUGGCGCAGGUGUUCGACCCGGCGGAUGCUUCGGCGCUCGGGGAACGCCGGCGGCGCGGAUCCGCCCUGGUCGUCUACUCGUGCUCGGGAAACAUCGGCGCCGCAGAUCCGCCAUGGUCGCCUGCUCGCGCUCGGCAGGGACGCGCUCAAAGGCGAGGCCUUUGUCAGGUACUUCUCCGUGCCGUAAGACUCACCAGCUCAGGCGGCCAUCACCAAAGAUUAGGGUAGGGGGUGAGAUUCGGCAGCUGCCCUGGACACCCGACGAGGUGCACCCCAUUGACGACUCCUCCAUCUUCCUCCGCCCCGAACAAACCCUCGGAGUCGUGCGCGACGUGCUCUCUGCCAUGCCUCGGCUGUGCGAUUAGGACGGCGCACCACACGGUGGCUCAACGGUGAGUGUCGGCCCUGCUACUGCUAGCGCGCCUGCGACGACAAUGCAAAGAAAGAACGAAACUUGGGGAUUAAGUAUUCCACUGUCCAUGUAAUCGCCUAUGUGGCUCAAAACCACUGUCCAUGUCAGCUAAAACAGCCAUCACAAACCUCAGGGGGGUUAAUUGGCCGGUAAUUGGAAGCUCGGGGGGUUAUUUGUUCCAGUUGAA